AUGACCGAAGCAUUUGUAACGACGGAUAUCAUUGUUAUUGUUGUAUUAAUUGUGGUAUUAGCGUGCAUUGGUGCUUGUGCAUUUCUCACACAUUUUUAUUGGACAUCAAUUGGCGUUGCCGAAGUAUGGAAUACGACAAAAUGGAGUUCUAUACGAAGUUCAAUUUUUCGUACAAUGGGACGUUUUAGUCGUGCUAGUAGUAAAUAUAGUUCAGGACGGCCACUAAGUGGCUUUUCGAAUUAUAAUGAAGAGGGUAUAUCAAAUUUCCCUCCAUCAUCAAACGAACAUCCAUCAUCAGCUGUUAUUCUACAACAAAAACAACCGAAACAACAAGAAACAAAAGUUCAAAAGCAAUCUCAAUCGUCCCCAUCACUGCAAAAGUCACCUGGUAAAGUUAAAGAGCAGAAAAAUGCAGUAUGGUCAUCAAAUUUCAAACGACCACAACAACAUACAUCUGACGUGACUAAUACUAGACGUAGUUCACGAGGUAUUAAUCAAGUACAACCGGUAUCGACAAUCACUUAUAAUAAUUCUUCGUCUGGUAAUACGGCAACAUACAAACAAAAAUCUUCAUCACAAUAUGCAACAAAAAUUGGUCAACCACUAACAAAUACAAAAAUCCACAAUAUCUAUGAACAUAAUAAUGCAUAUAAUGAAGAUGAUAAAUGUGAAGUAAAUACAGAGUAUCUCUAA
Didymodactylos carnosus is the source of this 693-nucleotide messenger RNA. Lineage: Eukaryota; Metazoa; Rotifera; Eurotatoria; Philodinida; Philodinidae. The record is from the annotation of a GenBank genome assembly.